Pistacia vera is the source of this 537-nucleotide messenger RNA. RefSeq lists its product as uncharacterized. The coding region runs from base 1 to 537 and encodes 178 amino acids. The transcript has 2 exons. The record is from RefSeq and is a predicted model, not a curated record. Lineage: Eukaryota; Viridiplantae; Streptophyta; Magnoliopsida; Sapindales; Anacardiaceae. Gene Ontology annotation, molecular function: nucleic acid binding.
AUGAGCAAUAAUCAGCGAUGGAGGAUCACAUUUUGCAACAGGCAAUUGGAUGCACUGUUGGGGAAAUACGUGGCCAGUGGACAAGUGGAACUGUCAAAUAGAGAAUUGAAAGGAAUCUUGGAAAAGACAGUCAAUGCAUUGCGGAAGGAUUGGUCACGGAAGUUGGAUGAUGCAUUGUGGGCUUACUGCACUGCAUUUAAGACUCCGAUUGGUAUGUCUCCAUUUAGGAUGGUCAAUGCGAAGGCAUGUCACCUGCUAGUAGAGCUCGAGCAUAAGGCAUACUGGGUAGUCAAACAGUUAAACAUGGACUUAAGAGCUGCUGGGGAGGAACGGAUGUUGACUUUGAACCAACUUGAUGAGUUUCGUCAUGAAGUUAUGAGAAUGCUAGGAUUUACAAAGGUUUACCCAUACGGAUCGGUAGAGGUGUCCCAUGAAGAGAAGGGCACAUUUAAGGUCAACGGACAGAGAUUGAAGCCGUACAUUGAUGGCGUGAUCAGUUGCAAGUCAGUUGCUAUCCGCCUUGACAUCCCGACAUAA